This is a messenger RNA of Oldenlandia corymbosa var. corymbosa, 2928 nucleotides long. Lineage: Eukaryota; Viridiplantae; Streptophyta; Magnoliopsida; Gentianales; Rubiaceae. The record is from the annotation of a GenBank genome assembly.
UAACAGAUUCACUAUCAGACAAUCUUAAAACUGCGAGUGUGCAAAAAGACACACUGCUUUUAUAUCCUCCUCUUUCUUCCUUUUUUUUUUUUUUUAACUGAUUCCUCUCCAAAGCCAAAUUCAUAAAGAUGACAACUUUAUAAUGGGGUUUUCCUUGAAAGGUUGGAGUUUGAGCUCUGAAAGUGCUUUUUGAGUCUUCCAAAGAAAUGAAACAGUAAGCAUUAAAGCUGUAUCAUAUUGCUUGCUGAUUCUUUUGCUGCUCAUUUUUCCCUGUCAGGGAUGGAAAAGGGGACCAUUUUUUUGAUCACUUUUCCGGUCUUUUUCAGCAUUUUCACUUGGCUUAAUGCAUCUUUUAGCUUUGCUGCGAUUUUUGCCAGAGCCUAUGUGGUUCCUAGCUUCAAUAGCUUCAGCUGCCGCUUAUAUCCAUCCACACCACUCAAGACAUACAAACAAACAAAGAGGUGGAAAAAAAGGAAGGCAGGCCGGCCUUUGGAAUCUUUGCUCUCUUUCUUUCUUGACUGAAACUAUUGUCACAUUCAAAGUGUAUACAAUAAUAUAUAUUCUAGUAGUAUAUUAGUAUAUACCUUUGCUCCCUCACAAGUCAAAAUCUAAUUAAGUUCUUUAGUUUGGUUACACCUGACAAAAAAUGUGAGCCCUCUAAUGAUUUCUUUUUAUCUGAAAUCCAUAAUAUAUUUUUAAUGAGUUCAAAUUUGCACAUGGAUUUGUCACAAUAAUUCUCCAAACUUACUACUGUCCCAUCUCUUUCUAAGCACACAUAUAUAUGAAUGAGAUACUAUUGCAGUUGAUUCUUCUUGCAUUUUGCUUCAUUAUUGUUCCUGAUUCCUGAAAUGAUUGUCCUUUCUUCCUAGUACCUCCAGAAUCUCUUCUUGUUUCUUAACCUCAGCUUCUCUGUUUGAAGUACAAUGUUGUUGUUGUUGUCCAAUAAUUCUAUGCGGGUUGCAUUUAUGUGACAAUUUCAGAACUUUUCUAUCUUUGAAAAGCUCCGGUUUGAGAGAGCAAAUUGGAAUUUCUGAGCUUCUUUCUUAUACUCUUUAUGCAUUUAGAAAUCAAAGCUGUUAAGUAUUUCAACUAUGGUUUCACAAAACUCUCCUCCAAAUCUCAAUACCAGUAAAAUGUACGAGUUCAUCAUCUCAAACUCUCAGUUUGGUGGUGAGAAUUUUGAAGGUUAUGCAAAUGCCUUAAGUGGUGGGAGCCCAUAUGAUUCUUUUGGUUCAAUGCCACAUCUUCAGUCAUCUUUUGCUGAAAGAAUCAUUCCAAGAUCCUUUGAACAGAUUCUCCAGGCUCCUCCUCAGAUGCCUGAUCAUCAGCCUCAUGUUAGUCAUACAAGACAUUUGAUGGAUCUUAUUGGAGCAGCAAAUGAGGCUAACUACCAUGCUCAGAGGCUUUCUCUGUCUCUAGGAAACUGCACUAUAGUUUCCCCUGUUGCUGAAAGGCAUACCACACUGAAUUCAUCUCUAAUCAGUGACAACACAGGCAAUAGUAAUUACUCUUUUGGUGGAAACAUUUGUCCUUCAUCUUCAACCUCUUAUGGAACUGAAGCCAAUGUUGCAGUUUCCAUCAGCAAUUCCAAAUACCUGAAACCUGCACAAUUGCUUCUGGAUGAAGUAGUUAAGGUGGGAAGUAAGGCCAUUGAUUUGAGUAAUGAGAAAUAUGGCAAGAGAUUAUCUCGCAGCAGCAGAAAAGGGUCACUAAAACUUCGAUCCGAAUUGAACAUGGAGUUGUUUAACAAUGAGUUCUUCACUGAUAAACAAGAAUUGCAUGCUAAGCUCUUAAAGCUCAUUGCCUUGUUAGAGGAGGCAGAAAGAAGAUAUGAGCAGUAUUACAAUCAUCUGGAUGAAUUAGUCUCAUCAUUUGAGAUGGUGGCUGGUUUAGGGGCAGGCAAAUCAUACACAGCUCUUGCACUUCAGGCAAUGUCAAAGCAUUUUUGCCACUUAAAAGAGGCAAUUGUGUCUCAAAUUUAUGAAACCAAAAGAAAGAUGACACAGGAUAUGCCAAGAAUCAGUUCAGAUAUUUCACAACUGAGCUUAUUCGAUCAAGAAACCAGACAAAAUAGAAUGUCACUUCAGCAACUCGGUUUGAUCCAAGGGUCAAGACAAGCAUGGAGACCAAUCAGAGGACUGCCUGAAACUUCUGUUGCAAUUCUGCGGUCCUGGCUUUUUGAACAUUUUCUUCAUCCGUAAAGUUCUCAUCUUUAUGGGUUUUUUUUUUUUUUUCCUUUCAUUUUCAAUUCUACUGUUUCUACUCUUGUCAUCUGAUAAGAUGGUUUCAUUGUCAGUUACCCAAAUGACGCAGAGAAGCUGACAUUGUCAUCACAAACAGGCCUCUCAAAGAAUCAAGUAACUAUAUUCUGUUCAUCAGGCUAAUAAUUCCAGUUUGGCAUGCAUGCAUGGUUUUUUUGAGAAACACCAAUUAAUGGAUUUCAUGGGUCCUUUUUCAGGUGUCAAAUUGGUUCAUAAAUGCUAGAGUCCGGUUGUGGAAACCAAUGAUUGAAGAAAUGUACAAGGAAGAAUUUGCUGAGGCUUCUGUUGAAUCAAAUCCAUCACUAUCUCGAGAAGGUUUUGCAGAUUCUGCCGAGGAUUGAUCAAGGGGGGAUUUUUUUUUUUUUUUUAGGAAAAUGAUUUUGGUAUGAAAGAAAAUUUAAGGUUGAAGGUAGAAUGCUUCAUGUAACAUCAGAUCACAAAUCCAACUGAUCGCAAACAUGAAGACCAAACUUUUGGAAAAAAAGCAUAGUGGGUUCAACUGAAGUAAAGUGAUUUUGAAUGUUAGUUUAUGGUUUAGACUUGAUUGGUGUCAGUUUGAUUGCAAGCAAAUCUGCCCAGUUAAUCUCUGCAGUAUUUCCUUGAAUUCUUAUGAUGUUUAAAACUUAAAAUUGGUUUGGUAAAUUGGUUUAUGUUUUAGCCCAUGCCG